Xyrichtys novacula (pearly razorfish) is the source of this 7938-nucleotide messenger RNA. The record is from the annotation of a GenBank genome assembly. NCBI's taxonomy places the organism in Eukaryota, Metazoa, Chordata, Actinopteri, Labriformes, Labridae.
AUGUCAAGCAGGAAGCGAAGUAAAGAGAAGGGGGAGAGACGAGACCACAAGAGACCCAAAACAUCCAGAGAGGAUUUGGAGAAACUGAAAACACAUACGAAGAAACUGAACCAAGAAGUCCAGAAAUUGAAACACGUGGAGACUUUGUAAGUAAGAGCUGCAAAACGACUAUUCCUCACUCUGCUUAUAAACUUGUGCAUGAAUUAUAAAUGUCAUUUAACCAAUUUUUAGUCAUGUAAACAAACUGAACUAAUGUUGCAUCAGCUAAGAGUUAGGUUUACCUGUCUCUAUAUACAGUGGAUAUAAAAGGUCUACACACCCCUGUUCAACUACCAGGUUAUAGUGAUGUAAGAAAAUGACAGCAGGAUAAAUACUUUGACAACUUUUUCCACCUUUUAAUGUGACCUAUAACCUGUACAAUGCAAUUGAAAAACAAACUGAAACCUUUCAGGGGAAAAAUAGAAAAGUUAGAAUAACCUGGUUGCAGAAAUAUGCACACCCUUAAACUAAUACUUUGUUGCGGCACUUUUGGCUUUUAUUACAGCACUCAGUCUUUUUGGGUAGGAGUCGAUCAGCGUGGCACAUCUUAAUGUGGCAAUAUUUGCCCACUCUUCUUUGCAAAACCGCUCCAAAUCUGACAGAUUGCGAGGGCAUCUCCUGUGCACAGCCCUCUUCAGAUCACCCCACAAAUGUUCGAUGGGAUUCAGGUCUGGACUCCGGCUGGGCCAUUCAAGGUCUCAAUCUUAUUCCGGUGAAGCCAUUCUUUUGUCGAUUUAGAUGUGUGCUUUAGGUCAUUGUCAUGCUGAAAGAUAAAGUUUCUCUUCAUCUUCAGCUUUCUAGCAGAAGGCUGAAGGUUUUGUGCCAACACUGACUGGUAUUUGGAACUGUUCAUAAUUCCCUCCACCCUGACUAAAGCACCAGUUCCAGCUGAAGAAAAACAGCCCCAAAGCAUGAUGCUGCCAUGACCAUGCUUCACUGUGGGUAUGGUGUUCUUUUGGCGAUGAGCAGUGUUGAUUUUGCGCCAAAUAUACCUUUUGAAAUUAUGUCCAAAAAGUUCAACUUUGGUUUCAUCAGACCAUAGACAUUUUCCCACAUGUGUUUGGGAGAUUUCAGAUGUCUUUUUGCAAAAUUAAGCCGGGCUUUGAUGUUUUUCUUUGUAAGAUAGGGUUUCUGUCUUGUCACCCUACCCCAUAGCCCAGACAUAUGAAGACAGAAGGAGAUUGUUGUCACAUGUACUACACUGCCAGUACUUGCCAGAAAUUCCUGCAGCUCCUUCAGUGUUGCUGUCGGCCUCCUGGUAGCCUCCCCUUCUUGUCUUAUCAUCAAUUUUGGACGGACGUCGUGUUCUUCGUAUGUCACCGUUGUGCCAUAUUUUCUCCACUUGAUGAUGACGGUCUUUACUGUGUUCCAUGGUAUAUUUAAUUCCUUGGAAAUUCUUUUGUAGCCUCACCUGACUGAUAUCUUUGAAUAAUGAGAUCCCUCUGAUGCUUUGGAAGCUCUCUGUGGACCAUGGCUUGUGCUGGAAGAUGUGGCUACAAAAAUGUCAGGAAAAGCUACUAGAACAGCUGAACUUUAUUUGGGGUUGAUCAGAGGCACUUUAAUUGGUGACAGGUGUGUGCUGACUCCAAUUUAACCUGAGUUUGAAUGUUCUUGGUUAAAUCUGAACACAGCCACAUCACCAGUUAUUAAAGGGUGUGCACACUUAUGCAACCACAUGAUCUCAGUUGUUUAUUUUUACUUCACCUCCCUGAAAGAUUUCUGUUUGUUUUUCAAUUGUGUGGUACAGGUUAUAGGUCACAUUAAAGGUGGAAGAAGUUGUGUAUUUAUUUACCUUGAUUAAAUUUUUUUACAUGAAAAAAACGGGCAGUUGAACAGGCGUAUGUAGACUUUUUAUAUCCACUGUAUAUAUUUAUCUGUAUAAAAACAAAGUUUGACAGAGUUACUGCACAAGAAUUAACAUGUUCUUUCUGUCCUGCAGCUAUGAGAAACCUCCCCCUGGAUUAAUAAAGGUAACUUUGCUCACUCCGAUCCAUGGUUUACAGGAGCAGGAUUGUUGUGGACUCAACACAUCCUGUCAAAAUUCACCCAGAGAAAAGUCUGGAAGUGACCUCUGUUUUUGCAGGAGCAUGAGGACAAACCAGAGGACUGUAUCCCAGCUGAACCUGGAAAUGAAGAAGCCAGGAGCUUCUUGGCUCACGCCCCCACCAAGGGGCUGUGGAUGCCUCUGGGGAAGGAGGUGAAGGUGAUGCAGUGUAAGUACUGGGACAUUCACACAGACAGACAGCUAUACAAAAGUGCAGCUUACAGCCCAGUCUGUGAAACUGAGGUCAAAACUGGAUAGUCUGGACACUGAACAGAGCACAGAAGUAGGAAAUAAAUGUCCAACAUGAAGUUUAUCUUUAUAUUAUAUUAGAAUAUAAAGCAGUCAUCAAUAUUCUGUUAAAACUUGGUGAGUACUUUAUCUUAAAAAUGUCUUUAAAGCUCCUGUGAGGAUGUCUUGACCUUUAUGAGAUAGACUGAAAUUCAUUUUGAUGCCUCUUCAUGUUAACCAAAAGCAAACAAGACCAUCAGCAACAAGAUACACAAUUUAUGUACUGUAAUUUUAAAAACCUGAUUCUGGUGUUAGGUAGUAGGUGUAAAACAUGGCCCUGAUCUUACAAUUCCCACAUGAAAUAUUCACAAUAAAUGAUAUCUGUAACUGUCAAAAGUCACAUACAUGGGAUGAGAUUUGUUGUCAGAAGUCGCUCUUUCAGCUUGUAACAGAGAAGAUAAGUGAAAGCUGCUUCGUUCAUAGGGGACGCCAAACUUGACACAGACUGAAAGCUUCUUUAAACGUGGCUUUAAAUAAUAAAAUCAAGUUACUCUAAUGGUUUAGGUCUGAUAUUUAAUGUGGACCCAAAACUGAACUGGGAGUACCUCUUUUAAAAAACACCUCUUUGUGUUUACCUCAAGCAUGUGAAAUGAGAACCAUGAAAAAGCUCCUGACACAUCACAAAUAAUUGUCAUAAUGUACCAGCUGCAGGAGCGCGCGGAGCACUUUAAGUUGAAGAACUACAGGCGGGGCAAACCUCCAUCCUGCAUUGGCUGCAGUCUUAAAAAGUGUAUAAACGAAACCACAAACACAGAAUCACUAACACCACAUCUGUUGUUCUCUGACAAACACGGAGGACCAGAUAUGAAUAUUAAUAAAUGAGUUGUGGAGACCACCUUCUGUGUCUUUGGUCAGACAAAGACUUCUUUUUCUGUUCGGUGGCGGCCCAUUUCUUCAUCCCACUCCUCUUCAUCUUACUGCUUGAACAGACAAGCUUUGUAAGUCCUUGAACACACACAAACACAGAGCCAUGUUGACUUGAUAGCAUUUGUUCUACUGAAUCUAAACAUGACUUGCUCUGCUUAAUCCUUUAAGGAAAUAUUUGACAUCCUCCUGUUUGAUUCAAUGAAGAGACUUUGCAGUAAAUUAUAUGCACGACUAAGUAAAUGAAUCAGCACAUAAACUGCUUAUAGAGGACAAACAGAGAGUCUGUCUGAUCUCACUUUACAAAGACUCAAGUUUACCUCGGUAGCUCCGCUGCAGCCUCAAGUGGAAUGAUUAAAACAGUGUGAAUGUGACACAACUUCUUCACUCCACACAGUCAAGCACAAGAGAGGAAUUGUGUGAGGAGGUCUGUCUUUCAUUUGGAAGCAUUUUGCAAUUCAUGUUGCAAGGCUGUUUGAGAGAGUGAGUGAUUUAAGUUGCAAAAAGGAACAAUCCUACAUUAAGUUUUGUGAGCCUGUGAGGGAUGUAGCAGUUAGAUGUGUUGAUGGUACAUUGAUAAUCUGAGUAAUUAUUAUUCAUUUAAGCUCCUAUCAGGAGAUUUUUGACAUUUAUGAAAUAGCCUAAAAUUCAUAAAGCCUUUUUCUGUUAUCAAAAAGAGGUAAGACCAUCAGCGUCAAGAUUUAAGAGUUUUUCAUCCUCAUUUUUGAUAGGAUAAGUGUCAAUCGAGCAGCUGGAGAAACAGCCUUAGUAACUAAAUUUAUGAAUAAAACUUAUAAACAGUUAAACUUGCCAGAAGUCAGCAGGGUGAGGUUUUUAAAUCAAAAAUAACUAAAGCAUGUUGAGGACAAGUAAAACAAAGUCUGCUAUGUCCACAGGGGGGCGCCAAAAUUGACACAAACCUAAAAUUUCUUCUCAGGAGCUUUAAAAGAACAUUCUGCAAAGCUUGAUUUAUUAGCUGAUAGGCUCAUAUUUUAAUCCUAACCAACUCUUCAUGUGAAAUAAAUCGGUUACUAUCCAUCUCCUUGAACAUGUGCCACUGAUUGGUAUUCCUGCAGAGAAAGCUUCAAGUGUGGUUUGUUUGACCCUUUAGCUGCAAUGUUUUUGCUCCAUGUAAAGUCCUCCACACCGCCUCCAUUUGUUUCAUCUCGUAGCUACUUGGUCUCUCAGUUGUAGUGAAGCUAAUGCAGCAUAUCCUCCAUGUGUCUUGAUAAACAUGGCACAUUAAGUUUGUCCAAUAGUGUUGUAUUUUUGCUUUCAUUCUGUGUGGGUUGUGCCAAACAUAAUAUAGACCAUAAAUUAUAUGGCUGUAUAAUAUAAUGUAGCCAUUCAGAGAAGAUGGAGGGCGGACGCCGAUAUGUUGCCAGUUUAAUCAAAAUACCACUAAUCAACCUUAACAGCCGGUCCGUCUCUCUUGUUGUCAGAGAGUCUAGAACUUACUCAAAUUGCUCAUAUGUGAUCUAAGUUACAGCAACCCUUACCUCAGUCUCUUUCCAGAAACUAAAAGGCUGAAGUUUGCCCUCUUUGCUGCAGGUUGGAGAUGUAAGCGCUACGGCCACAGGACAGGAGACAGGGAGUGUCCGUUCUUCAUCAAAGGCAACCAGAAACUGGAGCAGUUCAGGGUGGUGAGUUUGUGAAUCAUUCAGAAUAAAAGGAGCCCACACAUAGUUAUUUAGAGAAUAAUAGUCUGCAGUUGAAUAAUGUAGGUUUAGAGCUGUAAAAACAAGGUCAACGACAGACAUUUGGUCUACGCUGAGGACCAUGUGGGCAGCAGACGUCUUCCCACAGCCUGUGUGUCUUUAAUGGAACAAUACUGACUGCAGGCACACGCAGCCUCUGCAACGAUUAUCAUAAAUGCAGCUGUAUCAUAUUUUCCUGACUUGUUUUGUCACAGGCAGCUUUUAUAAAACGCUGACACAACACCAGAAUCAGUAAAACCGUUUGAAAGUGUGGAGCUGGAAUCAUCAGAAGAACUCUCACUGUAAACAGAAGCUGUGUUUAUGGCAGAGUGAUAACUGAGUGUUUUUUCUUUAGGCGCACGAAGACCCGAUGUACGACAUCAUACGGGAAAACAAACGAAACGAGAAAGAAACAAGGUACAUACACACUUUUUGUUAUCAUGCACAUCCUGUCAAAGAAUCCGAUUUCUGACUUUGACAGGCUGAAAGAAGAGAGAAAACCAGGUCUGACAGGAAUGUGAGACAUUCAAGAGCCUUUAGUUUUUCCUCUGUUUGUCAUGGCAUUGUGGGACGGUCUCCACUGACCCUGAAUCUCUCUCUCUCGUGUAGGCUGGUUUCUCUGUGCCGGUUUCUCGCAAAUAGUGUUUGACACCAGGAUGUUUGAAUCUGAGGUUUGCUCACGAUUCGUUUGUGUCUAUGCAAAGCAGUUUAUACACACCCGUGCGCAUGGAAAGGUUAUUCAAAGGCCAGCGGUGCUUUGAGGAUUCAGUUUUGUGUCUCUGUCAGAGUAAGUUUGGCAUCAUCUGGAAAGAGAAGUGAAACAGUCUGAUUACUUCCAGAGGACUUGAUUUUAAAUCAUUGAUAGUUCUUCACUUCUUGCAGGUUACAGAGAGUUUCCCAAUCGCAGAGAGACACUGAACAUCCGCAUCGGGUAGAAAAAAAGAGGCUAAUUUAGCAUCACAACGUCGAUCUAUUGUACUACUUUUCUUGUUGCUGUUUUUAUUUGUGCUCUGCAGAUUUUCAGGACUGUUUACAUGAAUUAUAGAUGCUGUUGCUGAGAUUUGGCUCCCCACUUGCCUCUGCAUGCCGCAGCUUUUGGCUGUAGUUUAAUGUUGUUUUGUAUUACACUGUGAAUCUGAAGCCUGACAAAGAUCCAUGACUAAAUGUUGUUUCAGAAUCACUUUUUCAUUCAGCGGCGCAUUUGGAGAAACUGAAAUCAGUAAGCCGAAGGAGGAAAUUUAUUUAAAAUAUUUAUCUGCAUGUCCUGGAGUGCUUCUCUAAUGGGGUUCACUCUGAGGACUGGAGCUACGCUUCAAGGAGUAGCGUGACAUCCCGAGUGUUCAGACGAUCAUUCUGCUCGGCGGGAUCAAGCCGGCCGUAAUGAGGCCUGAUGGACUCCUUACAGGAGCGUGUCAGACUUCUCACAGGAACACUUUCAUGGCUGAAUGGCGAACAGGUUCUGGGUGUCUUCAGAAGUUGUACAUUUUUGAUACCUGCUCUCACUGCCAGCUCACUCCUCAAAGCUAAUUAAGGCAGAUGUUCCCUGACGACCUCCAGUACUGUAUCCCUCCCAUCCUCCUCCCCCCGCCUUCAUCUCCCUUUCUGGAAUUUCUCACUAAGUUUGAUGAGUAACACGCUCAAAUAAGAGUUUCAUGGUAUCGCAGUGUAAUGAUCACAGCUGUCAAGGUCUCUUUGAGAAUCAGACAGUGUGGACACUAAUUAAAGGCACUGUGAGGAGUUUUUUUACUGGUUCAGAGUAAAACUGGUCCUCUUUAUAACCUUCAAAACCACACCAGACCAUCAGCAGCAGUUCUGACACUUUUUCUUUUCUUUUUGAAUCCCUGAAACUGUCAUGAGGAGGAAGCUGUCAGACCAGGUGAUUGAAGAAACAACCAUAUAGUUUUAUUCAUGGCAACCACUCUGUUUAUGUCUGAAAACCACUUUCACAUGUACAAGAUGAGAUAAGAGACGUCUCUUUGUCCACAGGGGGCGCCAGAGACAAACAAACUUCAAGUUCCUCACUGUAGCUUUAAAGCCCCUAUGAGGAGCUCUGCAGGUUCCCUCUGUACGGCUCGUUUUUUAAAUUAUGUUGUCCUGUACAUGAACAGAAAGUGUCUCUGACUUCACUGGGGGGAAAAGUGCCUUUCAACUUUUCAACUGCAGGUUUUUUACGCCGGAACUAGGUAUCUUUUGAGGAACUCUGCAUUUAAGCCAUAGGUGCAAGAAUCUAAAUUCAGGGGGUUGUACUUUCUAAUGGCCCAGGGACUUAAGGGGUAAAAACAGGUUGUGGAUUGUGAGAAGGGAGAGGAGAUAUCCUGUCCUGGAUUGUCUAAAGCAUCAAAAAUCACUUCUUCAAACACGACUUCUUGUGGCUGAUUGUGUGUUUUACUUUGAUUUUCUGGUCCGUCUCUUGUAUAACCAGCUUAAACACCUCACAGUGGCUUUAUUCUCUCAGAGGACCAUCGUUUUAAAAUUAGUCCCAGCUCCAGUUCUGUCUUUAAGUGGGAGGGAUGACUGGAUCGUUGGCGUGUGUCCCUGUUUUCUCUUGAAAUUCAGCAGCUUUCACUGGCACUUUAGCUGCUGGCAGUGACCAUCAAUAUGUAACAGAAGAAGAAGAAGAAGGUACUUGGCUCAGUCCACUAUCUGGAAACACCGGCAUUAGGACUAAGAUUUGAUCUCGCCCGAGGCCGCUUGAGAUGCUCGCCACUCCGGACAUCCAUCAGUUUGUUUCCUCUGUGUGCUUUAACCCCUCUCUUCCUCUGCUUCCUGUUUUGUAGGAUCCAGCAGCUGCAGCAGCUGCUUCAGGACACCACCUCCUCCUCCUCCUCCUCCUCCUCAUCCUCCGAUUCAGACAACUCCUCCUCUUCCUCCUCCUCAUCGUCCUCCGACCACCAUCGAAAGAAAAGGAAGAAGAUGAAAGAGAAGAAGAAGAAAGAGAAGAAGAAGAAGAAGAGGAAAAAGAAGCGAAAGCACAAGUCAUCUAAAACCAGUGACUGCUCUGAUUGA